UCGUUCAUUUUAGUUCAUCUCUUGACGUCGUAGUGAUGGCAUGGUUGGUUUGCGUUGGCUUCCUCGGCUUUGAUUUAAACUAGAUCAAUCUUACAUUUCUGCCUCUUAAGAAAUAUUUACCAGUGCUUAAGUGAAAUAAGAAUCUACUGAGCAAAUUGUUAUUUGCAAUCAUUUGUCGAAGGUCUUGUGUAACUCCAGUUUUCGUGUCUUCUAUCAGCGGUGUUCUAGGCUUGUAAAGUGAUAGUUUCCGAACAGAAAUCAGAUGUCCUGUUAUCACAAUGCAUUUGUACGGGAGAUAAAAGAGUUUUAAUUUCUGUUCGAUCAUAUAUGCACUGCCACUGAAUGUGCACGCAGUGAAGUGAAUGGUAUCAAAGUGCAUCGCAGGAUCUUUGAUGUAAUUGGCUGCAGCCGAGAAUAGUGCACAGGCUGGUUGAUUGAAAAUCAAUUUUUCAAACCAACUAGCAGUGGUGAAGUUUUGUCGUGAAAUAUCACUGAAGACCAUUUGCGGCUCAGACUAGCUGACAUACAUCGACGCAACGCAAUGCAAGAUGGUGUCAUCCCACGGUUUGGAACAUCGCACAGCAAUCCCAGCAGCAGCGGCAACAUUCACAACGGAGGAAGUACAGCCAAACUCUACACGAGCCGUAAAUCGACUCCACCAACAUCGGAGUCAUCAACACCGGCAAAGAAAGCAUCAUCGCCGUCGUUAUCUCCUUCACAUCACUACCAUGGAUUGGGUCCCUCCGGUCCAAACUGUAACGGCGAGUUCAAGUUAUGCGGCUACGAUGUCAGUGAAGAAUUCAGCGGCAACGGCAGCGGAAGUACGACUUCCAGCGGUGGAACAUCCCCGGCGGAUAUUUUUGGAAUAUUGGGAUUCUGGCUGAAAUUGAGACAUGAUCUGACUUCCGUUCCCUGGGAGCAAAUGCGUGCUGUCCGUAUGAAAAACGCGCGAGCUGCCCCCGGUUGUGCUUACAUUCCUACUGAGGUUGAGCACAUUGCCAACGUCAUCACGCAUGGUGCCUGGGUGCUUCCGUCGGUUUAUGCCGGAGUUACACUGCUUUGGCGCAGUAGUAGUGCCGCACAACUACUGGCAGCCAUAAUCUACGGGCUAGCUUUGAUGAUGCUGUUCUUCGUGUCCACCUUCUUCCAUUGUGUGUUCUAUUGCAAUAGAAACCGACCGCUUAAGGAUAUGCUGCACCGUUGCGAUCGUGCUAUGAUUUACAUUUUCAUCGCCGGAUCGUACUACCCGUGGCUCAGCCUUGGCCAUACGACUCAUCCGGAGAUAGUUUCGGUGAUCAAAUGGUGUGUCUGGGUGAUGGCAAUUCUAGGUAUCAUCUAUCAACAGAUUUUUCACGAAAGAUACAAAUGCUUGGAGACCUUUUUCUACAUACUCAUCGGGCUGGGCCCAUCAAUGGUAAUAGUUUUUUGGGGUCAUGAGUUUACUGGAAUGGCCGAACUGAAACUUGGCGGAUUUCUCUACAUUGUUGGAAUUGUUUUCUUCAAAUCUGACGGCAUCUUUCCCUUUGCACAUGCGAUUUGGCAUUUAUUCGUGGUCAUAGCAGCAGCCGUGCACUAUUUUGCUAUACUUACAUAUCUUUAUCCAAUGGAAAACGAUGUAACUUAAGAACAGCAAGUUGUUAUGAGAGGAAUAAGAAGUUGGACUAGUUUCGUAGUGAAAAAGUGAUAGUAUUGUUGAUCACCAAAAAUAUUACCCAUAAGGUAGUUGUAAAGGGUUUAGGAGAUUAUAAUUACCGGGAGUAUAACUUUGUAAAGAUAUUGUUUUCUCUGUUUCAAGAGAAUCGUGUGUUGGAUUUGAUUAGCUCUUAUUUUUUUUAUUCGUAUCAAUAACGAAUGAUUGUGAAGCAGUAAAACGUCUGAUAGACUAUUCGCGAACAUCACAUAAACUAUUCAUUUACAAGUCCGUUGCCAAAAAAGCAAUUUCUCUAUUCAUUUGUUUAUACAAAAACCUCGAAUAUAUUGAUUUAUAUCAUGAAACGAAAAGUCAGACAAGGAAUUAACCUAUUUUGUGAUAUUUUUUCCUUAAGGCCUUUUAGUUAUAAUUUAAAUUCAAAAUUUAAAAAGUAGUGUGUAUCGUUUAGGAAUUGAACGCAUCCAAUUAAUUAUUGUUUACUAUGAUCAAUUUAAAGACAAACAAUACUCAUACCCACAGAUAUAUACAGAAAUAUAGGAUGAAUAACGUUUUCUUCUACUGAAUAGAUAGGUCAACAUGUCACCAGCGGUUAAAUCUACCUUCCACCUAGUGGUUCAUAUAAACACAGACAACCAAUGAAAUUGUACCACCUGAAAAUAGUCGAAAUUCUCAGUUUCGAAUAAACUCUUACCAUAGACCUUAUGUCACCACAACGACAAAGUAUUUAUGUAUGAAAUUAAUCAACGUUAGAAUUUCACUUAAAAUAGUUAUUGCACUUCGAGUUUCCCUGAUGCCAAAAUAUAAGGAAACCUGACAGUAAGAAAUAGGCAGUGACUAGUACACCACCCACCUUAGAAUAAAAACACAGUAAAGAAGAAUAAUAACAUCACAGUUCAGUGUCAUUCUUUAGCAAUAUAAUUGUGGAAUUGAAUUACUCUUUCUGAAAUGAAAUCCAAACUGAAAAUGAAACAAUAAAGAAACCAACUUAUAUUUCCAAA
Molecule: messenger RNA, 2649 nt
Organism: Malaya genurostris
Lineage: Eukaryota; Metazoa; Arthropoda; Insecta; Diptera; Culicidae
Product: monocyte to macrophage differentiation factor
Exons: 4
Coding region: 542-1624 (360 amino acids)
Cellular component (GO): membrane
Molecular function (GO): pore-forming activity
Source: RefSeq, a predicted model, not a curated record